Molecule: messenger RNA, 2790 nt
Organism: Pistacia vera
Lineage: Eukaryota; Viridiplantae; Streptophyta; Magnoliopsida; Sapindales; Anacardiaceae
Product: glyoxysomal processing protease, glyoxysomal
Exons: 14
Coding region: 220-2427 (735 amino acids)
Biological process (GO): protein processing
Cellular component (GO): peroxisome
Molecular function (GO): serine-type endopeptidase activity
Source: RefSeq, a predicted model, not a curated record
CAUAUAUGAAAUUUUUCCGGAAGGGUCCACCUCCCAGUCCACGCACGUCCCAGACGACGAGCUUCACGACGUCGUUCCUCUUAUCUACUUCGUUAGGCGUGCAACCAUGAACUAUCUCUUUCUUCCCCUGUAACUUAAAGACAAUCUUAUUUCAAUCCAAAAUACUUACUCCCAAGACUUCACUGCAACAUACAACCUCCAAAUCUCCGCUAAAUCCGCAUGGGUUUUUCAGAAACGGCCGGCUUUUCGCGGAACUUCGGUGUCUUAGUCAGAGUUCAAGGCCCUGACCCCAAAGGUCUAAAGAUGCGAAGACACGCUUUCCAUCAAUACAAUUCCGGCAAAACGACACUUUCAGCUUCUGGGAUGUUACUGCCCAAUAACAUCUACGAUGCUGACGUGCGUGAACGAAAUUGGGGAGUCAAUGGAUUGGUUGUGACUGUUGCUUCUGUUGUUGAGCCGUUUUUGUCUAUGCAACACAGGGAGAAGAAUGUUUUUGAGGGCCGUCCAGAGUUGAUUUCGGGUGCUCAGGUUGAUGUUAUGGUGGAGGGCACAUUGAGGUCGGAGACAGGACACGAGUGUCUGGAUAAAGGAGUCCCUGGAUGGGUUAGUGCGCAAGUUAUAAAGUUGGUUCACAUCCCUGUAUCUGCCCUUGCUCUUCAAUCACUUAUUGAAGCUUCUUCAGGCUCACCAGAGCAUGGAUGGGAGAUUGGUUGGUCCCUGGCCUCAUAUGAUAAUGGUUCUCAGCCCUUGAUGGAUGUUAUUCGGACUCAGGUUGAGCAUGACAGCAAACCAUUAGACGAGAGUCGUAGGCAUCUGCCACUUGAGGAAUCAAAUAAUCGAAGUCUUUUGGACAAGUCAACUACAAGAAUUGCUAUCCUUGGAGUUUCCUCAUAUUUGAAGGAUCUACCAAACUUAGCCUUAUUGCCCUCAAGUAAAAGGGGGGAUUCUCUUCUAGCAGUGGGCUCUCCUUUUGGUGUCCUCUCACCUAUGCAUUUCUUUAAUAGCAUAUCUAUGGGAUCUGUUGCCAACUGCUAUCCUCCUGGAUCAUCCACGCAAUCAUUGCUGAUGGCAGACAUUCGGUGUCUUCCUGGAAUGGAAGGUGGUCCAAUAUUUGGUGAACAUGCACAGUUGGUUGGUAUCUUGAUCAGACCAUUGAGGCAAAAGAACAGCGGUGCUGAAAUUCAGCUGGUGAUUCCGUGGGAAGCCAUUGCAACUGCUUGCAGUGACUUGCUGCUGAAGGAGCCCCAAAAUGCAGAAAAAGAGUUCCAUAUUAACAAGGGAAACUUAAAUGCUGUAGGGAACUCGUUAUUAUAUAGCAGCCAUGACUCCAAUGGGUCAUACUCUUUUAAGUAUGAACAUCGUGAUUCUUGUUGCCUAUCUCCACUACCAAUUCAGAAGGCAUUGGUGUCUGUUUGUCUUAUUACAACUGAUGAUGGUGUUUGGGCAUCUGGUGUUCUGCUUAAUGAUCAAGGCCUGAUACUCACAAAUGCUCACUUGUUAGAACCAUGGAGGUUUGGGAAAACAACUGUAAGUGGUGGUAAAAAUGGAAAUCAAUCGAGGGCAUUUCUCUUUGCAUCUGAAGAGCCUGCAGCAAGGGCACCAAAGUUUGUGGAUUCUUCUGUUGAUGGAAGUAGACCAUAUAAGUUGAGUUCGUUUUACAAAGGCCAUAGAAACAUACGUGUCCGUCUGAACCAUAUGGAGCCUUGGAUUUGGUGUGAUGCUACAGUAGUAUAUGUUUGCAAGGGACCCUUGGAUGUUGCCCUAUUGCAGCUUAAAUAUGUUACACAUCAGCUUUGCCCUAUAGUUACAGAUUUUGCACACCCAUCUGUAGGAUCAACUGCAUAUGUCAUUGGACAUGGACUAUUUGGACCCAGAUGUGGCCUUUCCGCUUCUGUUUGUUGUGGGGUGGUAGCAAAAGUUGUCAAAGUUAAGUCAUCCCCUUAUUGUCAAUCUAUUCUUCAAGGGGAUUCAGGGUGUCCAGUAAUGCUUGAAACGACUGCUGCUGUUCAUCCAGGUGGUAGUGGUGGUGCAGUUGUCAAUUUGGAUGGUCAUAUGAUCGGACUUGUUACAAGUAAUGCAAGGCAUAGUGGAGGGACAGUUAUACCACAUCUGAACUUCAGCAUUCCAUGUGCAGUUUUGGCUCCUAUCUUUGAGUUUUCAAGAGAUAUGCAGGAUCUUUCACUUCUAAAAAAACUUGACCAACCAAAUGAACACCUUGCUUCAGUGUGGGCACUGAUGCCACCAUUAUCUCCAAAGCCAGGUCCUACGUUACCUCAUCUGCCGCAGUCACUAUUGGAAGCAAACAAAGACGGGAAAGGUUCCCGUUUUGCUAAAUUCAUUGCUGAAAGUCAAGAGGUUCUAAAAGGGUCGUCUCAAAUCAGCAAGCCAGAAAAAAAUUCCGGUGAGAUUUUUCGUAGUAAGUUAUGACAACCUGGCAUCACUCUUGUACCCAAUAAGAAGGAAUAUGAUCAGUAUGAUCAGAAUCUGAUAUCAUAGUCCAAUGUAAUGGUGAGUUUCACUCUGCCUGAUCUCAGCGCAUGGACUGAUAGAAGAAUUAAAAGGAAUGGUUGGAAUUUCAAUUUCUUUCGGGCAAUGGAAAUUUGUGGCUUUAUCAUGGUUGAGAUAAAUGUAACAGGGAGGUUGUGUACUGAACAAUAGUGUAUUGUUGUGCACUUGUACUUAUGUACCACUGUGAGCGAUAUAUGUAUAAUAGGGCAUUAGAUGGGUACGAAAUUCUUUCAUUCUUGUUCCAUAAAUGUUUCCAGUUACAAUAAAUUGUAUAGUUAAGAA